This is a messenger RNA of Diprion similis, 1525 nucleotides long. Its product is annotated as leucine-rich melanocyte differentiation-associated protein-like. The record is from RefSeq and is a predicted model, not a curated record. The coding region runs from base 726 to 1478 and encodes 250 amino acids. The transcript has 4 exons. Lineage: Eukaryota; Metazoa; Arthropoda; Insecta; Hymenoptera; Diprionidae. Gene Ontology annotation, molecular function: protein binding.
UCGUACAAAUACUCGCGGCAGGUGAAUCCUACCGACUCGAUGAUUUAACAUGAGAUAAUGACAAGCCGAGUCGGAACCCAACCUAACCUAGCCUAACCUAUUCUAACCUAACAUCGGCGUCAAGUCAAGUCCGCGGUAUCUAUUAUUAUCAGGAUUAUUAAUAAGGUCGUACAAAAGUCAGAACGUUGAUACUUUGUAUAUGAUUUCCGUUAUCAGUUUACAUUUUAAGGCUAAAAUCAGGUAUCAAUUGUUACAAGGCUUCUUAUUCGAUCCCUAUCACCCGACCCUCGCGUGGUGCCGCCGAUGAUAUAUAUAUAUAUAUCAUAUACAGACAUCCGAUUUAUCAUUCGCGAUACUCAUUCGCAAUUCGCAUGCGUGCAUCGCAUCGAUGCAGCCAAUCUGCAUCGCGCACAACCGCCAAACAGUCGCAGAUUGAUCGUGACGUAAAGAAUUACAACGAGCGUGCAAUUGUUGUCUUAACGUUUAUUCGGGAGCCUCUUCAAACAAUUAGAUUGUGAAACGACAUGCGGAUACAAACUCCUUCUCAUCCUACGUCAAAAGGCUGCUGCAGCUGGGGAUUUCAACCUUGUGCUUAUCAGAAAUAAAUUGAUAUCAAGCAUCGCGGUGGAGCGCAGAAGAGCCGUAGAACAUUGCGUACAUUCUUUUAAUUAUACAAAUUAAUUAUCGUUAUCCGUGACAUUUUAAACGAUUGCAAGUCAGCCAGCAUGCUGGACCUCAGCCAUGAUCUUGAUUCGAUAGACGAUGCGGAGGAGGUAGAAGAGCUCGCCAUGACGUCCCUAGCUAAACUUGUCUUUGUCGACACUCAUUCGAGAAGCAACCAGAACGGUGCUGCUGAAUCUGAGUCUGACGAGGCGCUCUCUUUAGCUUUUGAAAAUUUGUUUCAUAUGCCAUUCGACAUUAUAGAAACCUAUGGCAGCACUCUCAGAACUCUAGAUAUCAGCUAUAACGAAUUUAGUAGAAAUCUCCACUUCCUGGCUGAAUUUGAUAAUGUGACGUCGCUAAAUCUUGACCAUAACAACAUAGACUCAUACACGAUAUUUCCGCCGAUGCCAAAGCUCCAACUGCUCUGGUUGAAUCACAAUAAAAUUGAAGAUUUGUAUCCAUUUGUGAAAAACCUUCACGCCAGUGUGCCGAAUCUUCGCUACCUAUGCAUCAUGGGCAACAAGGCAGCGCCGAGUUAUCUGAAUGGUGGAUCGUUUUACGAAUACCUACAAAGCAGACUGUUCGUGAUAUCAUGGUUUCCACAUUUGGUGCAUUUGGACGACAGAGCCGUGACACCUGAGCAAAGAUUGGAGGCCAAGAGGCUUUUUAAAAGGCCACUCUUCGACCAAAUAGCUGAAACGACACAAGUUCCAGAGUGUCUCAAGCACUUGCACAACAAAAUGUCGAGCAUAUUCUCUAAACCUACGCUGCCAGUAACGUCCAAACUUCCAAAAGGUCCUAAUUUUGUUAUUUAAUCGAGUAUUAAAAGUUUUCAUAUCGAAAACCUCGCCGGUUUUUAUAU